CAGACUGUUUAUUUUCCAGGUUGCAGCUGAAAUGUGCACGGACUAGUUUUUGUUCUGCUUAUCGUUUUUGCAUGCUCUUUUCAGAUUUUGUCUGAAAGGAGUAGUAGUUAUACAUUUGUAGUAAUAUUAAUCUGUCGAAUUUUUCACAUUUGUUUACACUGCUGUAUUUCAUAAUAUAUAUUUUGUAUAGCUGACGUUAUCUAGCGCGAGCAAGCACGUUAUCUGGGGACCAGACGUUUGGGAUUGCUAUCAAACGGCAAAAAAAUAUUUUAAGAGCGCCAUGGCGACCGAAGUAGAGACAUGGACCACUGUUCAAAAGCACGACGGGGUGUUCUCCUUCGACAACAACGCAGAGCUGGACGAGGACGAGGCAGCGCUCGAGGCCGAGGUGAAUGGCAACUGGACGCCACAGGAGAAGGCCCUCCACGAGGCACGGCUCAAGGCCAAAGCCAAGCGGCGGCUGCGCAAGUCUUCAUCCCGCAGCGAGUCGCUGUCGGAGUCGCUGUCCGGUGAGCUGGCGGGCGGAGAUCCGCACAGCCCAAAGGGCAAGGUGCCCGUUCCCAACGACCGCAAGUCUAGGGCGGGCAAGGGCCGGGGCCUGCCCAAGAAAGGCGGUGCGGGAGGUAAAGGCGUGUGGGGAGCGGCAGGGAUGGUCUACGAAGUCGAGGAGCUAGACGUCAAGGACCCCAACUACGACGCCAUUGAACAGGGUGACACUGUGUACGCCACAGUUGUUCCGGAGCUGGAUGAGAAGGAACUGGAGAAGACUGUCAACCCAAUCGUACAGGAAUACUUUGAGCACGGGGACACAAAAGAAGUCCAGAUGCUGCUGAAAGAUCUGAACCUGGGCCAUCACAAGUACGAGUUCUCCAGCUUGGCCGUCUCCUUGUCUCUGGAGGGCAAGGCCAGCCAUCGGGAGCUCACCUCCAGGCUACUCAGCGACCUGGUGGGCAAGGAGCUCUCCGAGUCUGACAUGGCCCGCGCCUUUGACAAGAUUCUCAAAGAGCUGCCGGACCUCAUUCUGGACACACCAGAGGCACCACAGAUGCUGGGACAGUUCAUUGCCCGGGCCAUAGCGGAUCAUGCUUUACCCAUGUCAUUCCUGGACCGCUACAAAGGCAAAGUUGACUGCGACUACGCCAGGGCUGCGUUGGACCGUGCGGCGGUGCUCCUCUCCAUGAAGCGGGAGAUGGUGCGUCUGGACAACGUGUGGGGUGUGGGCGGGGGCCUGAGACCUGUCAAACACCUCGUCAAAGAGAUGAACUUGCUGCUGAAGGAGUACCUGGUGUCGGGUGAGGUUAAAGAGGCGGAGCGUUGCCUGCGGGACCUUGAAGUGCCUCAUUUCCACCACGAGCUUGUCUAUGAGGCCGUUGUCAUGGUGCUGGAGUCCAAUGGGGACACAGCCAUUAAGAUGAUGUGUCAGCUCCUCAAGUCCUUCUGGAAGACUGGCCUCAUCACAGUGGACCAGAUGAACAGGGGGUUCCAGCGAGUGUACGACGAGCUGCCGGAAAUAUACCUGGACGUGCCCCAUGCCCACACCAUCAUGGAGUCCUUUGUGGAUCUCUGCUACCAAGAGUCAGUCAUCACCAAACUGCUAAGGGACACCUGCCCCUCCAGGGGACGUAAGCGCUUUGUGAGCGAGGGAGAUGGUGGUCUGAUCAAGAACUAGUGUGGAGGAGGAGGUGCUAUACGUUCUCCUCGUCCGCCCCGACCCCUGAUCUGCUGGCUUGAGGCUGGACAGGCUGGCGGUUGGACUCCCCUGCUCCACCUCCAGACCUCUGUCAUCAAAACCGCCCACACACACACACACACGCACACAACUAUGCACACCUUGGACGUUGAGAUCAGGUGGAGGACGAGCAAGGAGACCGGCCGAUUUUUUUUUUCUUCUUUCUGGUCAUUUUUGUAGGAAAGGUGUUUGGUGGUCACACUUCAGUCUGUUCUGUUAGUCUGAAUAGAUUCUGUGAGUCGAGGCCCAGAAGAAAGGAGGUAAAGGAGGGGGGGGCACUUAAGAUGGCAUCACGGGGUUAAGGAUCAACCGGAAGUGGAAAGGGGAUUACGUGUUGUCUAGUGCUGGGCACCGGGUGAUUUGGUUUAAUGUUCCUUUGCUACACCAGUGACAGUCUUUCUUGUCAUUUUCUAUUCGCUUUGCAUGUACAGUCUAAUACUCAUGGAAUAAAUCCAUUAAAAAAAAAAGGAAAAAAAAGAAAUUCUAAAGCACUCAUAAAAAAUAAAAAAACUUGGCAGCCGUGUACUGUAAUGAAGUAAGUGCUCAUUAUGACCUGAAUUGCUGUUUGGAAUGACAGUGACCUCUGCAUUUCUUGUUUUGGCCAAAGCUUUUGAUGUAAUUCGAAGACAACAUUUUUAUGGUUCUUCUGGAAUUAUUUGUGUUUUGUUUCAUUUUGCCCUGUCUUUUGGAUUAUUUCUCAGUCCACUCCACAUCAGUACAUUUAGAUUUUAGGCGAGUUUGAUCAAUGUAAUAAGCACAGCAGCAGCCAGUCACAAAAAGGUUUGUCAGGAAAAGUCCACAUCGGGAACUUCCUCAUCUUAGUGGAAGGUAUGUCCCUUUUUAGUACAAACACUCAGGAUCUCUAAAGCCUCUCUCUUGCUGGUCUGUUGACAGUGAUAGAAACUGGACUCUUGACAGGCACAGAAAACCCUUCAGUGUGUUGAUGUAAUCGUAUGGUGACAUUCUUAUUCACAAACUCCCACCAUUACACCUCAUCCAGUUGAACCAUUGGUGCCUGUAUCCAAGGCAGCCCUGGGUUGAUGGUUAUAGGGUUUUCAGUCCGAUAACUAAAGCCAUGCUUGAUUGAGCUUGCCUGGCUCUGCGGAACCCAUCAAAUGUCUCCCGGCCUUUCAGGCGCUCCAGGCAGGCUACAUCAAACGCUCAAAAUAUUUGAAAGAGAAUUCAUUUGAACUCUGGUCUGGUCCCAGGAGUGUGUGAGAGAAACUGAAGUCUUAUCGCUGAUGUAGCAGUGCUCGUAUGAGAAUGCAAUGGAUGUUUCAUGUCUCUGUUGACCAAUAUGUAAAAACGGCUCCAAAUCAUAAUGUGAUGGUUCAGGAUGGGGAAAAUGUACAUAUUUUCAGUGAUAAAAAAAAAAGGCUACUUAAUUGGUGAGGUUUUGAGUGUGUCACCUGUUUUAACUAUAUCCUAAUGGUUUGGCAAUGGCUUGAACCAUUAUGAAGGUGUGAGGGGCUUUUGACUUAGGGCAGUGUACAUCAGCUUUUCAUCAGUGAUGGGGAAAACAUUUUCUUCAACAUUAAUAUUUCAAAAUAUUUUGCUCAUUCGAUUCUUCUGUUAAUUUGUCCUUUUCAAGUGAAUAUAUAUAUAUAUUUUUAUGGACUAGAAUGCAAGGCUGUAAUGUAAAAGCAAACAAGGUGUUCUUCCCUGCAGCAUGGAAUCUGAGAAAAAGGUCCUGAUCCAUGGAAGAAUAAUGGACACUGGUGAAAUAUUUUCGACUUCGUUGAGUUUUGGUGUAACAACAUGCCAAUUGUCAGUCCAAAUAACAGAUACUUGGUAGGUGUUAUCUCAGUCCUAUACAGUUAAAUUACAUUUGUUUUCAGCUCUUACAAAAUAUAUUCUAUAUAUACCUAUACAAUUGAAACAUUUUCUUUUCUACAUUUAAGCCCCAAAGAGCCAUUUUUGUAUUGAUGUUGAUGAUUGGUAUCUUUCUGACAUUAUUUUUUGAUCAGCAAACCGUUUCCAACUGCCUGACUCAUGCAGAUCAUGUCAAUAAAAUUCCAUACUGCUCUUCAGUGUAA
Esox lucius (northern pike) is the source of this 3765-nucleotide messenger RNA. RefSeq names its product programmed cell death 4a (gene pdcd4a). The coding region runs from base 281 to 1669 and encodes 462 amino acids. Lineage: Eukaryota; Metazoa; Chordata; Actinopteri; Esociformes; Esocidae. The transcript has 12 exons. Gene Ontology annotation, biological process: negative regulation of DNA-templated transcription. Gene Ontology annotation, cellular component: cytosol; nucleus. The record is from RefSeq and is a predicted model, not a curated record.